AUGAAGGUUGCCGCGAGAAAGACAGCAGCGACGAGAACGCGAAAGGAUCGAGCAUGCACUGCGUCGCCAUCGAGUGACAUUGAAAAUGCUGAUCAGCCAGUUCCACGAGCCGCCAAAACAACUCCGAAGAAAAAUGCAAGGGGAAGGUAAGUUAAUCGACUGGAUUCAAGAAUUCUGAUGACUCGCGACAUUUUCAGAAAGAAAGCAGUCGCGGUGAAGGAGUCGCCGAGUCACAAAAUCACAGAAUACUUCCAAGUACGACGAAGCAGCCGGAAGACGAGCAAACAGCUGCAGGACGAAUCGCACGAUGCUCUCCGGAACAUGGUCCUGAAGGGAACGAACGAACGUCUUCUAGAGAUCUACAAAGACGCGGUGAAAGGCAGAGGCAUCCGGUCGAAGGUCAAUUUCAACAAAGGAGACUUUGUCGUCGAGUACAGAGGUAUUUGGAAGGGUAGUAGAAGACAGGUAGUACAAAUCGAGAAGCUUUCCAGGUGUUAUGAUGGAGUACUCGGAGGCCAAGGUGCUGGAAGAGCAGUAUUCGACCGACGAGGAGAUCGGCUCCUACAUGUACUUUUUCCAACACAACAACAAGAAGUGGUGUGUGGAUGCGACGAAGGAGUCGCCGUGGAAAGGACGGCUCAUCAAUCACUCGGUGCUCCGGCCCAAUCUCAGGACGAAGGUGAGUUCGUUGGAGAUGUCGCUUUUCGAAUUGAAUGACAUUUCCUGAUUUUCAGGUGGUAGAAAUCGACGGAAAUCACCAUCUGAUACUUGUGGCGAAGCGGAACAUCGCGUUGGGAGAAGAGCUGCUUUACGACUACGGAGAUCGGUCGGCCGAGACGAUUGCCAAGAAUCCGUGGCUUGUCAACACAUAA
Caenorhabditis sp. 36 PRJEB53466 is the source of this 872-nucleotide messenger RNA. NCBI's taxonomy places the organism in Eukaryota, Metazoa, Nematoda, Chromadorea, Rhabditida, Rhabditidae. The record is from the annotation of a GenBank genome assembly.